Molecule: messenger RNA, 2703 nt
Organism: Tetrahymena thermophila SB210
Lineage: Eukaryota; Ciliophora; Oligohymenophorea; Hymenostomatida; Tetrahymenidae
Product: coatomer beta subunit, putative
Exons: 15
Biological process (GO): intracellular protein transport; intra-Golgi vesicle-mediated transport; endoplasmic reticulum to Golgi vesicle-mediated transport
Cellular component (GO): COPI vesicle coat
Molecular function (GO): protein binding; structural molecule activity
Source: RefSeq, a predicted model, not a curated record
AUGCCUUUAAAGUUUGAAAUUAAGAAGAAAAUGAAAACACGUUCAGAACGUGUUAAAUGCGUUGAAUUGCACCCUGAACUUCCUUGGGCUUUAGUCUCUUUAUAUUCAGGAAAUAUUACUAUUUACGAUUAUUCAAAUGAAACAACUGUUAAAACAUUUGAAAAUUCAGUAACUCCAACAAGAGCUGCUAAGUUUAUUGUAAGAAAAUAGUGGAUUGUUGCAUGUUCUGAUGAUUUAUGCGUUCGCGUUUACAAUUAUAACACAAUGGAAAAGAUUAAAUCAUGGGAAGCCCAUUCAGAUUACAUUAGAACUAUCGAAGUUCACCCUUCUGAGCCUUACUUUUUGACAAGUUCAGAUGACGCUACUAUCAAGAUGUGGGAUUUUGAAAAAGGGUUUUCUUUGGCUAGAACAUUCGAAGGUCACACUCAUUAUGUAAUGAAGAUGUGCUUCAAUCCUCGUGACACAAAUUUAUUUGCUUCAGCUUCUCUCGAUAAAACAAUCAAGGUUUGGAGCAUAUUAAGUAAAUCUCCUAAUUUUUCUUUGGUUGGUCACGAACAAGGUGUAAAUAGCGUAGACUACCACAGAGGAGAACACAACUACGUUAUCUCAGGAGGUGAUGACAGAUUAGUAAAAAUUUGGGAUUGCUCUACUAAGUAGUGCAUUCACACCAUCGAAGGACACUCUCAAAAUAUUUCUGUUGCUUUGUUCCACCCCGAACUCCCAAUUAUUAUAACUGGUUCUGAAGACGGCUUUGUUAAAUUAUGGCAUUCAUAAACUUAUAGAUUAGAAACUUCCUUAAAUUAUAACUUAGACAGAGUAUGGUCAGUAGACAUCUGUAAAGAUUCAUCCAACAUGCUUGCUAUUGGUUGUGAUGAAGGUUCUGUAAUAGUAAAAAUUGGCUCAGACGAACCUGUUGUUUCAAUUAAUAAUGGUAAGAUCAUCUAUGCCAAAAACUUAGAAUUAUUUACUGCAAACUUGAAAUCCGUUAAUACUGCUGAUAAAGAUGCUGUUGUUGAAGGUGAAAACAUUCCCAAUAUUAACAGCAAAGAUUUAGGCACAGCUGAUUUUUAUCCAACUGGUUUAAGACAUGCUCCAAAUGGUCACUCAUUUGCUAUUUUUAAUGACACUGAAUAUUCUAUCUAUAGAUCAAACAAUUUCAAAAGCAUAGUUCAUGGAAAUGGUUCUGAUUUAGUGUUCAAUACAAAUGGUGAUUAUGCUGUUAAGGAAAACUUUUAAGUUAAGGCAUUUGAUGGUUCUUCUAAUUAAUAAAUAUUUGAAUUUUCUACUGACUAUAUUGUUGAAGGUCUCUACGGUGGUCCUUUAUUAGGUGUCAAGAGCAGCGAUUUUAUUAUUUUCUAUGAUUGGACUACUGCAAAGAUUGUUAGAAAAAUUGAACUCAGUCUCAAAAAAUUAUAUUGGAGCUAAAAUGACUUUGUCACUCUUGCUUCUGCUGAUGAAUUCUACGUUCUUCAAUUCAAAAAAGAACUUAUUGCAGAUAUUGCUGAAGAUGAAAGUAAUGAAGGUAUUGACGAAGCUCUUGAAAUGGUAUAUGAAAUAUCUGAAAGCAUUAAUUCUGGUAUUUGGAUUGAAUCUCUUUUCUUCUUUACAAAUGGAACAGGAAAAAUCAGCUAUUCUCUCGCAGGAAAAUAAUUCACUUUCUAACAUACAGAUAAAAAGAAAUUUAUUUUAGGCCACAUUCCUACUUAAGAUAGACUCUAUAUGCUUGACAAAUUCUUUAACAUCAGCAGUUUUGAUCUUCCCGUUAAAGUAGCCAAGUAUUAGAGCUUGAUAGGAGAUGAACAAUAUGAUUAAGCAGCUGAAUUGAUUAAGUAAAUUGAUCUUAAAUAUUACGAUAAAUUGGCCAAAUUCUUAGAUUAACUUGAUAAGAAAGAAAUGGCUUUUAAUAUUGCCUAGGAUCCCGAACAUAAAUUUGAACUAGCUUUGUUAUUAGGAAAGCUUAAUGAAGCUAAUUUGAUUGCACAAGAAACUUAAAGUCCUAGUUAGUUGAAAUAAGUAGGUGACUUAGCCCUUUUCUAAGGUGAUUUAACUAGAGCUAUUAACUGUUUCAAACAAUCUGAAGAUAUUAACAGUUUGCUCUUGAUUUACACCUCUCUUGGUCUUAGAGAAGAAUUAGAAGAGCUUGGUAAAAAGGCCGUGGAAUAAAAGAGAAUGAAUGUUGCUUUCUAAAUUUACUUCUCUUUGGCUGACUUAGAUAAAUGUAUUGAUGUUUUGGUUAAAAGUGGUAGAAUCAGCGAAGCAGCUAUGUUUGCAAAGACAUAUUGUCCUUCUAGAAUAAGCGAAUUGACAAAGUUAUGGAAAGAAGAUUUAAUUAAAACUCAUCAUUAGUUUACUGCAUAGAAAAUAGCUGACCCUAUGGAUUAUAUUGAAGAUGACUCAUUCUCUGAUUUAAAAAUUCUUUUAAAACUUGAACAAUUUUACAAAGACCAAAGAGAAAAGAAUAAAGAUAUCCCUAGUUACAGCUUUGAUAUUUAUGAAUAGAGAUUGAAUGUAGAUUUAUUCAGCGCAUUAAAAUAAGAUCCUAACAGAAACUUAGCUGCAGUUUCAUUAAGACCUCCAAAUAUACCUGCUGAAAAUCCUUAUUUCAAUCCAAAUCAAGAAGAAGAGGAGGAAGAAGAGGAAGAAGAAGAAGAAGCAUAAGAGGGUGAAGAAGAGGAAGAAGAGGAAGUUGAAGAUGAAAAUUGA